AUGUUGAAGUCACUAAUUGCGAAAAGAUUUGCCAGCGGAGGCACAGCGUACCAUGGUGUGAAUCAAGUUUCUCUACCCAAGAGACCAUUGAGAAAGAUCCGUUUAGGUAAAGCUAGACCAGCUAUCUACCACCAAUUCGACGUACAAGUAGAGUUAAGUGACGGGAGUGUCAUCACACGUUGUUCGCAGUUCCCAAAGAACGAAAUCAGACUAAUUCAGGAUCAGAGAAACUGUCCACUAUGGAAUCAAUCUAGAGACGGUAUGGUCAUGAUGGAUGCCAACUCCAGUGGCAGAGUUGAUAAGUUCAAGCAGAAAUAUGGAUCUGUAUAUAGUAUGGAAGAACAGGCAGCUGAAUCUACAGGAAAGAAGGAAACAGCCAAGAAGUUACAGGAAACUGAACCUGAACCCAGCACCGAUGACUUUGGUAUGGACGACUAUCUAACUCUAUUAAACACAAAUGCCGUACAGGUACAAAAAGGUGGUAAGAUGGCCACCAAAAAGAAGGAUAAGAAAUAA
Kluyveromyces lactis is the source of this 516-nucleotide messenger RNA. RefSeq names its product mitochondrial 54S ribosomal protein bL31m (gene MRPL36). The transcript has a single exon. The record is from RefSeq and is a predicted model, not a curated record. Gene Ontology annotation, molecular function: structural constituent of ribosome. The coding region runs from base 1 to 516 and encodes 171 amino acids. Lineage: Eukaryota; Fungi; Ascomycota; Saccharomycetes; Saccharomycetales; Saccharomycetaceae. Gene Ontology annotation, cellular component: mitochondrial large ribosomal subunit. Gene Ontology annotation, biological process: mitochondrial translation.